Bombyx mandarina (wild silkworm) is the source of this 768-nucleotide messenger RNA. RefSeq names its product trypsin, alkaline C. The record is from RefSeq and is a predicted model, not a curated record. Gene Ontology annotation, molecular function: serine-type endopeptidase activity. Lineage: Eukaryota; Metazoa; Arthropoda; Insecta; Lepidoptera; Bombycidae. Gene Ontology annotation, biological process: proteolysis.
AUGCGUACCGCCAUAUUGUUGUUUGUUUACGGUUUGGCCGCUGUCACAGCUGGGCCAACGAAUCCACAGAGGAUCGUUGGCGGCACCGAGACCACCAUCCAGCAAUACCCUGAAAUGGUGGCCUUGCUUUUCUCGUUCUUGGGCACCUCCUUCAGCCAGUCAUGCGGAGGUAGCAUUCUGAACAGCAGAGCCGUCCUUACCGCCGGUCACUGCGUUGUUGGUGAUCCGGCAUGGCGAUGGCGUUUACGUGUAGGAUCCUCCAUGCCCAAUAGCGGUGGCGUGGUUCACAACACGAACAGAAUCAUUAUGCAUCCCGGCUACACUACAAGUCUUGGCAACGACAUUGCGAUCAUUCAUUCUGCAAGUGCAUUUUCCUUCAACAACGCCGUUCGUCCCGCUAUCAUAGCCGGCUCAAACUACCCAUUAGCUGACAACCAAGUUGUUUGGGCUACUGGAUGGGGUUCUAUCUCUUUCCAUGGUCCCCUGUCACCUGUCUUGCGCCACGUGCAAGUUUACACAGUGAACCAAAACAUCUGUAGGCAGCGUUACUCAGAAAUCGGUCGUAGUAUCACCGACAACAUGUUGUGUUCUGGCAUUUUGGAUAUAGGCGGUCGCGACCAAUGCCAAGGCGACUCCGGUGGUCCCCUCUUCCACAACAGAAACGUUGUCGGUAUCUGCUCUUGGGGUGAGAGAUGCGCUUUACCACGAUUCCCUGGUGUCAACGUGCGUGUCACCCGAUACACAGCUUGGAUCCAAGCGAAUGCUUAA